Messenger RNA from Xenia sp. Carnegie-2017, 3167 nucleotides. Its product is annotated as dual specificity tyrosine-phosphorylation-regulated kinase 1A-like. The record is from RefSeq and is a predicted model, not a curated record. The coding region runs from base 457 to 2253 and encodes 598 amino acids. Gene Ontology annotation, molecular function: protein serine/threonine/tyrosine kinase activity; protein serine/threonine kinase activity; ATP binding. Gene Ontology annotation, cellular component: nucleus. Lineage: Eukaryota; Metazoa; Cnidaria; Anthozoa; Malacalcyonacea; Xeniidae. Gene Ontology annotation, biological process: positive regulation of DNA-templated transcription; protein autophosphorylation; peptidyl-threonine phosphorylation. The transcript has 9 exons.
GAGAAAUGAAGAUGUAUCUAUGGCAACAGAGUGUAGCGUCACAUGACUUUCCCUCGCUUUGUUAUCGUCGUGGGCCGUUUCUUUCGCAUAUUUUCGAACUAAUUUUCAAAACGUUCAAUGGCGGGUAGCUUCAAACCUUCGCAACAUUUGUUGUUGUGUUAAAAGAACUCGUGAUCGUACUCGGCAAGCUAGUUUCAUGUGAAUAUUUGAUGACUAAGUUUCGGAAGAAAACCUUUCACAAUUGUACAUAAAGUUGUCUUUAACUUCUGUGAGUUUUGACGAAAGGGCGCAGAUCAUUAAAUACACAGAAUGUCAGUUGUUAAUAUCGUGGACAAGAAAGUGGAGUAAUUUUUGAAUCCAUAAAGAUUCCAGGGGAGUUAAAUCCUUUUUAUGUGGUAGAGAAUGCCUUUUGAAAUAGUAUUGAUGUUGAGACAGUUGUUUUAACUUGGCACAAUAAUGGCUGAGUCAAAAGAAGAACGGACUCAGCCUGUGCCUAAUACCCAAGUAUCAGGCCAGCAGCCAUCUGCAGCACCUUUAAGGAAAUUAAGUGUUGACCUAAUAAAGACCUACAAGCACAUUAAUGAGGUAUAUUAUGCAAAUAAGAAAAGGAAAAAAGCAAAUGAACAAGGUGGUCACACAAAUAAGAAGAGGGUAUACAACAAUGGUCAUGAUGAUGAAAACUAUGAUUACAUUAUAAGAGCAGGAGAUAUGCUUUCAGAUCGAUAUAGGAUAGAUUCGUUGAUUGGUAAAGGAUCUUUUGGCCAGGUUUGCAAAGCAUUUGAUCUUCAAGAAAAAGAAUAUGUUGCUAUCAAAAUUAUAAAAAACAAGAAAGCUUUCUUGGAUCAAGCUCAGAUUGAGGUCAGACUUUUGGAGAUGAUGAACCAAAGUGAUCCUGAUGGAAAAUACUAUAUUGUGCGCUUGAAGAGAAAUUUCAUGUACCGUAGCCAUCUCUGCCUUGUAUUUGAAUUGUUGUCUUAUAAUCUCUACGACCUUCUUCGAAAUACUAAUUUCCGCGGAGUUUCGCUGAACUUGACAAGAAAAUUUGCACAACAAAUGUGCACGUCACUUUUGUUUCUAUCUCAACCUAAUCUUGGUAUAAUUCAUUGCGACCUCAAACCAGAGAACAUUUUGCUUUGUAACCCCAAGAAAAGUGGUAUUAAGAUCGUGGACUUUGGAAGCUCCUGUCAAAUCGGUCAGCGGAUCUAUCAUUACAUCCAAAGUCGUUUUUACCGUUCACCUGAGGUGCUUCUUGGUAUUCCGUAUGAUAUGGCUAUUGACAUGUGGAGCUUAGGUUGUAUCUUAGUAGAAAUGCAUACUGGUGAGCCACUUUUCAGUGGUGCAAACGAAUUUGAUCAGAUGCAAAAAAUAGUUGAAGUUUUGGGAAUACCUCCUCGACAUAUCUUGAAUAGUGCACCAAAAGCCGUAGCAUAUUUUGAUCGUCAUUCUGAUGGAAGUUAUGUGCCAAAAAAAUCUAGUAAAGACGGCAAAGUAAAGAAGGAAUACGUUGCUCCUGGUUCACGAAGUCUUCACAAUGUGCUGGGAUGUGACUCCGGUGGUCCGGGAGGCCGUCGUGCUGGAGAUCCAGGCCAUACAUUUGAAGAUUAUAUAAAAUUUAGAGACUUAAUACUGCAGAUGUUGGAGUACGACCCAAAAAUGCGCGUGAAACCGCACGUAGCAUUACAACACUCCUUCUUCAAAAGGACUUUCGAUGAGACGACGAACACGUCGUUCAGCACAAGUGGGUCAAAAAUUUCCAGUUCAUAUGGUGAAGCUACUCCCACUUCAGGAGUAUAUACAAACGAAACAACCACGAGUGAAGAACCUAGCCGAGGUUCUGCCAUGGACUGCGAUAGUCCAUCGACAAGAACCAAUGCAGCCUGGAAUAAUAGUAUUUUAAGUUCACAAACAAUGGAUACUCCGAGUACGGGAAACACAGUUAGAACUACAAGCUCCACUCGAAAUAAUGAUCUCUCUACAUCAUCAAAGGGUGGUCGUCAAACGCGAAGUAAAACUAAACAUAACCCGAAGUACGUCAAUCAAAACACGUCAAGCUUAACAAUGUCUAUUGAUCAAGGAAUUGUUGAGCAAACCUCAACAAAGCAAGAAGCUUCAACUUUGCAUUCAAGCAGAAUGGCAAAUUUAAACGAAACUGUUACGAUACAUAAGAGUACACGACGGAAACAUGAUGUUUCUGCGAGUGAAUCUCCUAUGGUUGAUAUGUGUGUACAACCUAGUACUGUUGCUAGUACUUAAAUUAGUACUGUUGCUAUUCAUAAUAGGUGUUCGAGGAAAAUACGUCGAUCUUUCUUCUCGUAAUGGGCCAUCAGGGGAAACGACCGUCUUGCACGUUAUGCAUACUUACGAUUUUGGAUUGAAGCAACGAACAUGUCAUUCACGUCUUCAUCUUUGUAUAUAAAGUCGAAAAAAGAUCCUUUGAUUCUACUUCAAGCCAAAUGCAUUUUGGCCAUUUCAAGUCCACAUGAUAAAGAAAGCACACCUUGUAUAAUUGGUAUUGGACCCUGCAUGAAAGAUGUAAAAGAGGACUGAACGAGUAUUGAUUAAAAAGAAAAGGUAUACACGAGGGAGAAAAACAUUGUGUGUUUCCUACAUGCUACAUGCUCCAAUCAUGAGCUGAAAUCGCAACAUUAGCACACAUAGAAUCACUACAGAGCGGGAUGGUUAAGUUAACGUUGGAAAAGAGAUGUAGACGUGCGGAUGACCAAAUUAUUGUUUCACAGGGGUUUUCAAUCGUAGCCAUGAUGACGAUGAUUCUAAUGGGCAUUGGUUGAUUAUCAUUUUGAUACAACCAAAAGAUUUUUUAACUGUAUUGUAUAGGCUAACGUAUCUUAUUUGGUUUUUAACUAGUUGAAAUUUAUUUAUUUUCAGGCAGAAUUUACUAAGUAUUAAUGCACGUUUGUAAGAAUAUUACUUUGUUAGACGCAGUUUACUAAUCUAUUUGACAGUUUUACAGAAGGCAUGUUUUCUUUUCUGUACUGGAAGACUAAUGCGUUUAUUGCUCCGACUUUUUGAAUGAAGCAUGUAUAUUUAGUCCGAAUUCAUUGUAAAUAGAUAUAAAUACUAGUACGCGUAAUGGCGAUAUUUUCUAUGGCCGUUCCUAGUUUGAUUUAUAGAGAAGUUUUAAUUAUUAAACGGGCAUGGAAGAUUAA